Messenger RNA from Bombyx mandarina (wild silkworm), 3710 nucleotides. Its product is annotated as putative protein phosphatase CG10417. Gene Ontology annotation, biological process: protein dephosphorylation. The record is from RefSeq and is a predicted model, not a curated record. NCBI's taxonomy places the organism in Eukaryota, Metazoa, Arthropoda, Insecta, Lepidoptera, Bombycidae. Gene Ontology annotation, molecular function: protein serine/threonine phosphatase activity; cation binding.
CGCGGCGGUUGAUUGACUCGACUUGUAGUAGCUUGCCGCCUCCGCGAAUUUCUAUGGUUAUAUUCGCGCCUAACAUAUAAGUAUUUAUUUAUUGUUUAAUGUGAAUUACAUUCCACUAUGGGUGCCUAUUUAUCUGAACCUGUUACUGAAAAAGUGUCCAGCGAUGAAGCGAACGAUAAACUCGAAUGCGGUGCAAGCUCCAUGCAAGGAUGGCGUGUCAAUCAAGAGGAUGCACAUAACACAAUUUUGGACUUUGAUGUCAAUACAUCCCUUUUUGCGGUGUAUGACGGUCAUGGAGGUGCUGAGGUUGCCACAUAUUGUUCACAAAAUCUACCAAACUACAUAAAAAACACAGAUGCUUAUAAAAGUGGAGAUUAUACAAAAGCCUUAGAAGAUGCAUUUCUUGGUUUUGAUGCAACAAUUGCUACAAAAGAAGUUAUGGAUAUCCUCAAAGUAUUAGCAGGUGAAAUAAAUCCACCAGGCUCCAGCGACAAUGAGGAAGAAUCUGAUGAUGAAAAUGUAACCAACUUGUACCAAGAAGCACAUCUACCUUUGCAGGAGGUGUUGGCUAAAUAUGAAAACAAAUUAAGUUCACUUCAUCGAAAUAGACUUGGAGACACAGCUACGCCACUCUCGCCAUGUCUACGUGCCAAGAAGAAUGUUGAUGAACAGGAUGCCGCAGGUGCCUCCAGUGACUUAGGAUUAGGAUGCUCAUCAGCUGCAGGUUCAAGCUCCGAACAGUCUAAUCAAGGAGCUUCAUCUAGCAAAAAUGGACUUAUUGCACAGGAAGAUAUCAAGAUGAACACAGAAGACGACACUGGGGGAGUCUCAUCUACAAGUUCCAAUGAAAAAGACAAAGAAACAAAUGGAGAGGUAUCAACAAGUGACCCAGAUACCAUUGCAAAAGAUCCCAUUGCUGUAGAACCUGAGAAAAUAAACUCAGCGGCACCAGACAGUUCUGAUGACAAUUUUCACCAGCCUGAACAAAGUGAAAAUAUUAAAAUCUGUGAUGCGGCUCCUAGGAAUAGUUCUGAUGUUUGCAAUGGAGAAGUUUCGGAUUCAAAAGAAGCUGAAGGGGAGGACAACAAUAUUUCAUCAUCUAAUGGAUCUGCCACGCCAGUCAAGUCUGGGAAAGCUAAAGAUAAAACUUCGCCAGUAUCAAGUUCUGAAAAAGAAGCUCCAGAAAGACCAAAGAAGGCCAAAUUACGACGAGCAGCUGCUGCUGUAUAUGAAUCAUUGCUGCUAGAGGCUGAGGAAGAUGAUGAAAGUGAUUCGAAUGAUGAGACAUUUGAAGGAGGUGAAGUUAAUUCGUCUGAUGAAGAAAAUGUGAAUGGCAAUGAAGAUUCUUCCAAUGAAGAUGGAGUUGAAGAGGAAGAUGACGAGGAAGAUUAUGAAGGUGAUUCUAGUGAUGAAGAAGGUGAAGAAGAUUUGAGCAUGACUGAGGAACCUGGUAAUGACAGUGGAUGUACAGCAGUGGUGGCAUUGCUAAGAGGUAAUGAGUUAUAUGUAGCGAACGCAGGCGAUUCGCGUUGUAUUCUCUGCAGAGAUGGCACUGCAAUUGAUAUGUCAAUUGAUCACAAACCUGAAGACUUGCCAGAACUCGAACGUAUAACUAAAGCAGGCGGAAAAGUUUCUAAUGACGGUCGAAUUAACGGCGGAUUAAAUCUUUCACGAGCUAUUGGCGACCAUUCGUACAAGCAAAACAAAGACCUUGGUGCUAAAGAGCAAAUGAUCACAGCACUACCUGACGUGAAGAAAUUAUUAAUAGAUCCAAUCAAAGACCAGUUCAUGGUUUUAGCUUGUGACGGAAUUUGGAAUUAUAUGUCUAGUCAAGAUGUUUGCAAUUUCAUUUUGCCGCGAUUGGCAGAAGGCAGGGACAAACUGUCGCAAAUAUGUGAAGAGAUGUUUGAUCACUGUUUAGCACCAAGCACAAUGGGAGAUGGCACGGGCUGUGAUAAUAUGACAGCUAUUAUAGUACGAUUUAAAGAUGGAGCCAUUGCUGAAAUUGGACAGCAUAAUAAUACCAUUGUUUCAAAAAAACGCACAGCUGAAGAUGAACCUAGUGAAGAAAACAAACAGGAACCUAAAAGGCAAAAAACCGAUGAUUCUCUUUCAAGUUCAGUAGUGACUUCAAGUGUUUAAGACUAAGAUCUAUUAGUGCUGUAACCACACAUAGUAUUGUGAAAUAUAUCGAAGGGGACUUAUAAUUUAUAUUUUACGGAAUAGGCAUUGUAUGUAGUAACUAAGGUUCUUUUACAAAAAAAUACAAACUUUUUUUUGUAACAUACCCUUUUUUCAGUAACGAAUCUCCCUCGGAAGCGAUCAGUUAAUGUUUGCCACAAUUAUGUUGCUGAUAUUAAAACUCAAAUAGAUAUCCAUUACAAAUUUCAUAAAUAACAAUUCUUUUAAAAAUGUACUUUGUGCAGCCAGUUAGUGUAGUGAAAUGAUGUUCUAGAUAUUGCUUGUUAAAUAGUAAUGAUCUUAACAUAAUAUAUUGAGCUCAAUUUAAUACAAGCAUUAACUUUAAAAAUACAUUUUACUUCUGCAACUUGUAGUAAAGUAUUGUUUAGAUCCUUUUCUAAAUUUUAUAGAACAAAAGUGUGUUGUAUGCAGGUUCUGAGGGCAGUAUUCCCAUAGACAAACAUAAAAAAAUACUACCUAAAUAUAUUGAGGAAAAUGAUCUAUUUGCUAUUGAAAGUAUCAUUUUAUCGGUUUGAUACUUUGUGAGUCCACAAUGCAAAGCACAUCAGCUAAUAUUGGCUUCCACCUUUGUUAAGGAAGUUCAUUUUCCUUUUGGCUUAUGGAUUGAAUGUCUUACACUCUGUGAGUUGUGCCAGUUCUAGUAUAAUAAUAAAAAAGACUUAUGGUCUCUUUUAUAAAUACUUAUCAGACCUUUAUACAUACCUGUGAUAUAAAGAUUUUCACAUACUUGAAUAACAAAUGGUCUUAGCUGGUUUAUAAAGCUCCAGUAACUCACUAUGAAUAAGACCUUAAUUUAUGUAUUAUUGGUGAAUAAUACAAAAUAAUGUUAAAAGCUUAAAUGAUAACAUAUUAAGGCAACUGAUGAUUAGAGAAUACACAAUGAGGGAGGAAAUUUGCCGGUAAUGUUAAAUGACAUCAGAACUGAAUUUUGACUAUAGCAAUUAGUUUGUAAGCUGUAAUUUGUAAGUUUAAAAAAAUCAAAAUGGUGUAGUAAUGUUGAAUCAGCUUAUACCUGCAUGUGGUUAUUAAAUUGUUGGUUAAAUAAUCAUACACCGGCUGAAAUUGUAAAGCAUAUGAAUGUUAUCAAAUUCAUGCUGGAAAAAUAUUUCGUUCUUUUAAAACUUGACUUGAUUUGUGGUAUGUUGAGCUGCCCAAUUUUUUGUAAUUUUUAUAAAUUAUGUUGUGAAUAGUCAUAAUGCGUUUAUCUCAAUAUAUAAGCAUAUUUGAAUUAAAUUAAUGUCAACGUUUACCUGUAUCUACAUAAAAAUAAUUCUAUAAAAGGGAUUGUAACUUAAAUUUCAUUAAUGAUUAUACAUUUUAGUAAUAAGUAGUAGUAUUUUUGUAAUAACGAAGUGUAAUAGAGUUUCCUCGUGUAGUACCUUAUCAGAUAUCUAUAUGACGGAUUUGAUUUGACAAAUUAUUGGAAAACCCCAAAUUCAGUAGCAAGAGGAGCUAGCUUGUUUUCUUUUCCUGUGUGUUUCAAUGAAAAUUACACUUUACAGACUGAA